ACCACCACCACCACCACCACCACCACCACACACACACACACACAUAUACAAACACACACACGCAUGCAGAUAUGAUUUCAUCCAACACACCUCUCUCUACUCAUCUCAUUCCCCCGCUCUCUUCUAUCACUUGCCACCGUCCUCAUCCCACACCUCUCUCCAAUUUGUUGAGUAAUUGUUACUGUCCCGUUAGUGAAAAUCACUAUAUAUUGAUUGAUAUUUUAUGUUAUACAUUGAUUUCAAGAGUAAUUUUUUUUACAUAGGCAAUUACUAGGAUUUGAUAAAUAGCAAAGUAAAGAAAUCUAAUUUUUUUUUUGGUUGAGCAACCCUAAUUGAAUGAAAUUUGCAAGUUUAAUUAGGAAUUUAAGAUACUACUUUGUGGAAUUAUGCUUCAAUUAAUGUGAAUGUGAUUGGGAUUGUGAAUUUUAUUUGUAAUGAGAUUGUGAUUUUUAUUGUGAUUGUGGAUUUAUUAUAUUUUAUAAUUUCUUUUAUUUUUUUUAUCAUACGACUGGUUAGACCUAACGUUUGAAUCAGUGAACCAUUGCCCCGGUCUCAAGAUCGAAGUCUGGUUCGGUUCUAAUAACAUUGCCCUACAGUUGUGGUCAAUCAAGGCUGAACUGUUGUGACUUCAUUUUACUGCCUUAUGGUCUUGGUCUUUAGCCUUUACUCUUUUGCUGAGCAUUUGAUUUUGGACAGAAACGGUGAGAGGCGUGGAGGCAUUAGAGAAUGCUGAGCCUAAGCUACCACCAAUCUCUCUCUCCAGCAGUACAAGUUCGCGGCAACCAUAUUGAGUCUUCUUCACCCUUCCCUUCCACUUUCACUCGUCGUCUGAACCUCAACUACAUCACAUCGUCUUCUUUGUCUUGGAUGCUAAAACAACACAGUCCUCCCAUGUUGCCAUGCAGAGCAUCGCUCGAAGUCCAAAGCACUUCCAAUAGGAACAAGGAUUUACCCGUCCAUGGAGUGUCGGAAACGGUUGUGGGUGUGUUAGGAGGAGGACAAUUGGGUCGGAUGCUAUGCCAAGCAGCAUCCCAGAUGGGAAUCAAGGUAAUUGUUUUGGAUCCUAUGGAGAACUGUCCGGCAAGUGUAUUAGCUCAUUAUCAUAUGGUGGGAAGUUAUGAUGAUAGUGCUGCAGUUGAAGAGUUUGCAAAAAGGUGUGGAGUGUUGACGGUUGAAAUAGAGCAUGUUGAUGCUGCCACUUUGGAGAAACUUGAACAACAAGGGGUGGAUUGCCAACCUAAGGCCUCCACUAUCCGAAUUAUCCAGGAUAAAUACCUUCAAAAAGUUCAUUUUUCCCGGCAUGCUAUUCCAUUACCUAAAUUUAUGCAGAUAGAUGAUUUUGAAAGUGCUCAAAGAGCAGGUGACUUUUAUGGAUAUCCUCUUAUGAUAAAGAGCAGAAGGCUUGCUUAUGAUGGGCGUGGCAAUGCUGUUGCUAAAAGUGAAGAGGAGCUUGCUUGUGCAGUACAUGGUAACCUUUUUAUAAUGCUUAAAGUAGGUGAAAUGUGCAAAAUUUCUAUUGCUAUGUUGCUAAAGUUUUUAGUUUCAUAG
Ilex paraguariensis (yerba mate) is the source of this 1548-nucleotide messenger RNA. NCBI's taxonomy places the organism in Eukaryota, Viridiplantae, Streptophyta, Magnoliopsida, Aquifoliales, Aquifoliaceae. The record is from the annotation of a GenBank genome assembly.